This is a messenger RNA of Conger conger (European conger), 2140 nucleotides long. Its product is annotated as cilia- and flagella-associated protein 91-like. The coding region runs from base 68 to 2140 and encodes 690 amino acids. Lineage: Eukaryota; Metazoa; Chordata; Actinopteri; Anguilliformes; Congridae. The record is from RefSeq and is a predicted model, not a curated record. The transcript has 15 exons.
GCUGGCCCCCACACGCAAAUCCUUCAAACGGUCCGUCAAGCGCAGCGACCGCCAGGAGCUGCGCCUCAUGAGGAUCCAUGAGACUCUGAAGGUGGAGAAGCUGAAUGUGGAGAAGCCGUCCCGUUUCCUCCGCCCCCUGCAGAAGCCGCGCCUGGUCCCUGAGCACCUGCCCGAGGGGAGCGAGAUGGCCAAAGCGGACCAGGAACGGCCGGGAACCUCCUCUCAGAACACCGUGCACUGUCAGACAGAGUACCGCGAGAGUGAGACCCAAACGGACCCCUACACGCCCAAAUAUGUCCCACGACCUGGGACCCCUCCGGAAGUCCUGAGCCUCGCCUCUUUGAAGACGGGGCGUGGUCUCCCCGCGGGUCUGAAGGAGGUGCAGAACCUGGAGUUUGCGCGGAGGAGGCGGGACCUGGAGGCCCGGCUCCCGCCCUUAGAUGACAUCACACAGCGGGCCAAGAGGGUGAGGAUGAUGAUGGAGAUCGAGCGGGAGAGGUGGAGCCACCGGGAGAGAGCGAUCCAGAAGCUGCAGGAGAAGCGACUGGCCCUGCUGACUCAGGUGAUCACCCAGAGGGAGGAGCGACAGCAGCAGCUGCUCGUCAAACACCUGGACUCGCACUUCGCCCGGCGACAACACCAAAAAGAAGCCAAGAUCAAGAGGAUCCGCCAGGACUACGUCCUGUCGAUCAGGCGGCUGAUGGAGAAGAGGAGGAACGUGGAGGGAAAGCUUCGGAGGAGCGGGGUGGUGGAGCGGUACUGCAGCCGCGGCUCGCGGGUCCACUACCCCGGCUCCGCGAUGGGCCGCCUCCCCCACGGCGACUCCGACCGCGACAGCGUCACCAGCUGGCUCCAGAACACCUACGAAGGUCUGCUGCUGCUGGAGUCCACCCUGCCACCGUCCGUCACAGAGCCCUGUAUCCGGGCUCCCAAACCCCGCAGCGGGAAAGGGUUCGUGAAGCGGGCGGAUCGCAGGGAGAUGGAGCUGAUCAGGACACACGAGGAGCUGAAGGAGAGGAAGACGAAGGUGGAGGAGAAGAAGCCGCUUCGCUUUCUGUAUAAGAUCGAGAAGCCCGCACCUCGACCUCCGACCCCCGCCAUCACACCCCCUCCCGCAGGGUUGGAGGAGAGGGACCUGGCUGUGAUCUGCCUGCAGAAACUCUUGAGAGGAGCGGCCAGCAAGGAGACGAUGUCCGAGGAGAAGGAGAGGCGCAUGGACCUGAUCCAGGAGCUGCGCAGUACUCACGCUCUCCAGCAGGAGGAGCAGGAGCUGCAGCAGGCUGAGAAACAGAACAUACUGGCCCUGCAGAGACAGAGAGAGCUACACAGAGACAAGGCGCUGGCGGCGGGGGCCCUGCAGGCGGGCGUGGCCGGGGGCGUCAUGGCCGACAUGCUGGACUUCCUGUCCAAGGAGCUCCAGCGGCUGCAGGAGGAGCGGCGGAUCCACGCCUUCACGCUAUUGGCCGAGAGGCACCGGCGCAUGCGCGAGGCCGAGGAGAGCGGCAGGAGACAGGCGGAGGAGAGACGCCGGCGGGAGGAAGACGAGAUCUUCAGACAGGUGGUCCUGGUGCACCAGGCCACAGUAGACCUGUACCUGGAGGACGUCAUUCUGUCCUCCAUCGAGAAGACCGCAGAUGAACAGGCCAGAGAGGAGAUACACAAGAUGGCUGAAGAGAUCAAUGACAUCGCCUACGCCAUGGAGGAGAGUCUGACGAACGUGAGGUCUGAGGAGAUUGUGGCAGAGCUGGUGUACAGCUUCCUGAUCCCUGAGGUGCAGAAGACCACCGUCAGGAACAGGGUGAAGGCCACCCAGCAGCAGCACAUCCAGGCCGCCCGCCACGUCGUCCAUGGGGCUGUGGAGGAGGCUACAGCUGCUACAGCCCCCCCUCCCACAGAGCCAGCUAUGACCCCCCAGCCACCUACAGCCCCCCCUGCGAUGGAGGAAGCUACAGCACCCCCUACUGGAUCCUCAGAGGCCCACACACCCCCACAGUGCUCCCCAACACCCCCAGUGCACGGGACCCUGAGCCAGGGCCAGGGAGAGGGGGACGGGGUGGGGGAGGGGGGAGACUCUGCCUCCGCUCCUGAACUGGCAGAUACGGAGGAGGAGUGGAGCGAGGGAGGAGUAAGAGAGGAAUGA